Messenger RNA from Triplophysa dalaica, 1511 nucleotides. RefSeq names its product integrin alpha FG-GAP repeat containing 2 (gene itfg2). The record is from RefSeq and is a predicted model, not a curated record. Gene Ontology annotation, cellular component: KICSTOR complex. NCBI's taxonomy places the organism in Eukaryota, Metazoa, Chordata, Actinopteri, Cypriniformes, Nemacheilidae. The transcript is spliced from 12 exons. Gene Ontology annotation, biological process: regulation of TOR signaling. Bases 144 to 1454 code for a protein of 436 amino acids. Gene Ontology annotation, molecular function: protein binding.
UUGAAAUAGCGAAGCUGUUCUGACUAGGUCAUGUAUGUGUUUGUUGUGGAUGAAAUCUGUAACUAACUUGAAAUAUGAUUAAUUUGUUCCUGUAUACGACUCACUUUAACUUUAAUGUGUAUCUUAUAGUGGGUUUAUAAAAUAUGCGUUCGGUAAGUUAUGUCCAGAGAGUGAGUUUAGGCUUCUCAGGAACACUUUUUCCUCACGCAAUUUGUCUUGGGGAUGUUGAUAACGACUCGUUAAAUGAGCUGGUGGUGGGUGACACGAGUGGGAAGCUAUACAUCUAUAAAAACGACGAUCCUAAACCCUGGAUUACUCGAACAUGUGCGGGGAUGUUAACGUGUGUGGGAGUGGGAGAUGUUUGCAACAAAGGAAGGAACUUUGUUGUGGCCGUGGGUGCCGAAGGCUGGUUUCAUCUCUUCGAUAUAAAUGCUUCUGCAGCCAAGUCUGAUUCCUCGAGCCAGCAGGACGGUUCGCUUGGAGAUGAGCAAAAGCACAGUUUCACCCAGCACAUUCCUGCCAACACCAAAGUGAUGCUGAUCAGUGAUAUCGAUGGAGAUGGGCGCUGUGAGCUUGUCGUCGGAUAUACGGACCGUGUGGUUCGGGCAUUCCGUUGGGAGGAGCCUCCCGAUGCUUCAGACAUGAGCUCUGGUCAGCUGGUACUAUUGAAAAAAUGGCUUCUGGAAGGACAGGUUGACAGUCUUUCAGUAAACCCAAGUCCAGAAGGUCUUCCUGAGCUCAUGGUGUCUCAGCCUGGCUGUGGAUUUGCUAUACUUACAUGCUCUUGGACACAAGAGGGCGCUUCAGGACCUGGGGAUGAAGACGCAGCCAAUCCUAGCAGGGAAGGUUCCUCCAGAGAUGUUGUCCUUCAUCUUACCACCGGACGCAUCCAUAACAAGAACGUGUCCACUCAUUUGAUAGGCAGCAUUAGCAGAGGUUCUAAAGACGAUUCAUCUAAAGGUGGUCUGUUUGCUCUUUGCACUCUGGAUGGAACUAUUAAACUGUUGGACAGCUCUGAGAAUCUCCUGUGGUCCGUGCAGGUGGACCACCAGCUCUUUGCCCUUCAGAAGCUGGAUGUUACUGGUGAUGGGAGAGAAGAGGUGGUGGCCUGCGCCUGGGACGGUCAGACUUACAUCAUCGAUCACACACGUACGGUGGUCCGCUUCCAGUUUGAUGAAAAUGUGAAUGCGUUUUGCGCAGGGCAGUAUGCCUGUAAGGAGGGAAAAAACAGCCCAUGCCUGAUCUACGUGAGCUUUAACCAUAAGAUCUACGUAUACUGGAGGGUGGAGCUGGAGAGAAUGGAGCCCACCAACCUGUCUGGUGAACUGGAGGAGAGGCCCGAGUACACAGCCCUGCUUCAAAGACUGGGAGUGGAUAUCACAGACACAGAUGCUGUUCGGAAACUCAUUGGGGACGUGCUCUACGGGAACAAACAGAAACACGUCACAGAAUGACUCAAGACCAAGCUUCGCUUUAAUGUUGAUAGCCUUAAUAAAACAACUUUAAAAUAU